AUGAAUGAAGAUGAAGAAUUGAAAGCUCACGAGAAUUCUCCUCAAAUAGAAUCCUACCUGGAACCAUCGCCGGUCUUUUCUCAAACCACACCGCUUCGGUCAGGUCGCAAGCACAUUACGCCGCCCUUUGACACUGUUGAGUCUAUUGAUCUUACGGGGGAGAUCGGCCCUUUGACCUCCGCAUCAUCGAUCACGAACUCUGGAGACCAGCCUUCAUCGUUGACCGAGGAUACUGCAACACGCAAAGAUUUUUAUAAGGAGCUUAGGACAAAAUGGAAAAACGAAGAAUAUACAUCGGGCGUAACCGAAGAUCAAAGCACUUGGAAGGCAAACUCAUCACCAAAUUUGGAAGAAAGUUCCACAGAGCUACUGGCAGAGUCGGACCGAGCCAGUCAUGUCACUCCUUCAAAUUUUGCGCAAUGGCACAGACAGGAUUGCCCUAAUUUACCGCAGAACCGCGAGAAGGAAGAUGAAGAUGAUUGGUUUGAUGUCAAUCAUGUUGAAAGUAUGUUUGGAAGUGCUGAGCCAGAGUUUGAUCCACAGCCAUCUUCGAUGUAUGGUCUAGAGAACCAAAAAGAGGGGCAGCAUCAUUUCUCACUUUCACGAUCUACAUGCAGUGAUACGGUAGGACAAUCGGCUAGAAAUGCCGUGAAGAUCACUUUGAAAGAAGCGAAGAGCAGUUCUCAAGAGAAUGAUCAGAAUCUUUCGAAUUUUAUGGCUAUUCUUACAGAAUUCUUUGCUCAAUUGAAAUCACGACUGAAGGAGACCCUUCAGACAAACGCAGAGCUUGCAUACGAGCUCUUACUACGAGGGCAAUCAGCAAUGGACCUCAUCGCGACGAACAAGGAUCUGGUAGCCCAAAUGGACGCCAUUGAAUUGCUGCAGAAGAGCAGAGAAGCCUAUCGCAAGAUUAUUGCCCAAAGGGAGAGCCUCAAGCAAAGUCUGAUGCGAGAGAUUUCACAAGGUUUCGAUCCAACAACUAUGCCGGAAGAGCUAGAUAAAUGCCGAGCCAUUGAAGCCAAAAUGCGUGAAAUAGAUUCUACCAUUCGUGGCCUAUUACCCCAGGCUAAGAUCUUUGAAAUGGUACAAUGUUCUGCAUCGGACAGAUCUGAGUCGCCCGCCUAA
Penicillium waksmanii is the source of this 1125-nucleotide messenger RNA. Its product is annotated as Helicase C-terminal. Bases 1 to 1125 code for a protein of 374 amino acids. Lineage: Eukaryota; Fungi; Ascomycota; Eurotiomycetes; Eurotiales; Aspergillaceae. The transcript has a single exon. The record is from RefSeq and is a predicted model, not a curated record.